Homalodisca vitripennis (glassy-winged sharpshooter) is the source of this 354-nucleotide messenger RNA. Its product is annotated as putative exonuclease GOR. The transcript has a single exon. Lineage: Eukaryota; Metazoa; Arthropoda; Insecta; Hemiptera; Cicadellidae. Bases 1 to 354 code for a protein of 117 amino acids. Gene Ontology annotation, cellular component: nucleus. Gene Ontology annotation, molecular function: nucleic acid binding; exonuclease activity. The record is from RefSeq and is a predicted model, not a curated record.
AUGAUGGGUCUGGAGGUGGCUCGGGUGUCCCUGGUGAACGUGGACGGAUCGAGCCAGUACGACGCUCUGGUCCAGCCCGAGCACGAGAUCAUCGACUUCAACACGCGCUUCUCCGGAGUCACCAAGGAGGACUACGUACUGUACAAGGGGAAAACUCUGAAGCAAGCCCAGUACGACCUGCUCCACUACAUCAAGAGUGACACGAUCCUCGUAGGGCACGGCAUCGAGAACGAUCUUCGGGCGCUGAAGAUUGUUCACACCUUGGUGGUAGACACAACGGCGAUCUUCCCUCACGAACACGGAAUCCCGUGCCGCAGGUCCUUGAAGAGCCUUGCGUCCUCCAGUGAGUCAUGA